Molecule: messenger RNA, 931 nt
Organism: Mesitornis unicolor (brown roatelo)
Lineage: Eukaryota; Metazoa; Chordata; Aves; Mesitornithiformes; Mesitornithidae
Product: zinc finger protein 710
Exons: 4
Biological process (GO): regulation of transcription by RNA polymerase II
Molecular function (GO): DNA-binding transcription factor activity; RNA polymerase II cis-regulatory region sequence-specific DNA binding
Source: RefSeq, a predicted model, not a curated record
UGCCCGCACUGCGGGAAGCUCUUCAAGCAGCCCAGCCACCUCCAGACCCAUCUGCUGACCCACCAGGGCACCCGGCCCCACAAGUGCGAGGUGUGCGGCAAGGCCUUCACCCAGACCAGCCACCUGAAGCGCCACAUGCUGCUGCACAGCGACACCAAGCCCUACAGCUGCCGCUUCUGCGGCCGCGGCUUCGCCUACCCCAGCGAGCUGAAGGCGCACGAGGCCAAGCACGAGAGCGGGCGCUGCCACGUCUGCGUGGAGUGCGGCCUGGACUUCCCCACGCUGGCGCAGCUGAAGCGGCACCUGGCCACGCACCAGGGCCCCACGCUGUACCAGUGCCUGGAGUGCAGCCGGGCCUUCCCCUACCGCAGCCAGCUGCAGAACCACAUGCUGAAGCACCAGGACGUGCGGCCCUUCGUCUGCACCGAGUGCGGCAUGGAGUUCAGCCAGAUCCACCACCUCAAGCAGCACUCGCUCACGCACAAGGGCGUGAAGGAGUUCAAGUGCGAGGUGUGCGGGCGCGAGUUCACCCUGCAGGCCAACAUGAAGCGGCACCUCCUGAUCCACACCAGCGUGCGGCCCUACCAGUGCCACAUCUGCUUCAAGACCUUCGUGCAGAAGCAGACGCUGAAGACCCACAUGAUCGUGCACUCCCCGGUGAAGCCCUUCAAGUGCAAGGUGUGUGGGAAGUCCUUCAACCGCAUGUACAACCUGCUGGGCCACAUGCACCUCCACGCGGGCAGCAAGCCCUUCAAGUGCCCCUACUGCUCCAGCAAGUUCAACCUGAAGGGGAACCUCAGCCGCCACAUGAAGGUGAAGCACGGGGUGAUGGACAUCAGCCUGGACAGCCAAGACCCCAUGAUGGAGCUGGCGGGGGCCGAGCAGGACGGGCCGCAGGAGAUGGACGACUUCGAGGAGGAGAACUCCUUCG